Drosophila kikkawai is the source of this 2590-nucleotide messenger RNA. RefSeq names its product ribitol 5-phosphate transferase FKRP. The record is from RefSeq and is a predicted model, not a curated record. Gene Ontology annotation, biological process: protein O-linked glycosylation via mannose. Lineage: Eukaryota; Metazoa; Arthropoda; Insecta; Diptera; Drosophilidae. Gene Ontology annotation, cellular component: Golgi apparatus.
UGGAAAAAGGAAUAGGCACAAAAACAAAGUAGUGAAAAUACAAAGUUUUUUUUGAGUCCUCAGUCCUGUGACAGGAGGAAGUUAAGUCAUAGAAUGAGCAUCCAUUCGAAGCCUGAGGAUCUGGAGGUCAAAGCGAAUGUCUUGGUCAAUGGAAACGAUACGGAAUUCCUCUGCUAGCCAUGUAGAUGCAGUGUAGAUACCCGGAAGAAGAUACAGAUACAGAUACACACACCGCUAGAAGAGCACUCCGCUGCACAAUCCGUCGCCAUGAAGGUGUUCCGGCUGCGUCUGGUGAAGGUCGUCCUGCUGGGUUUCCUGCUGGCCAACCUGAUCUUCUUCUACUACACCUGGAACACGCUGCUCUGGCGUCGCAUUAGCAGAGCCCUCUCCGGUGAGUCGGCCGCCGCGGAGGAGCCGGAGCCCCCGAAAGCGGCCAAGCUGUCGCCGAAGGACAAGCUGCGCAAUGCCAACAAGCACAUCCGGAAGUCCAUCACAAUCGUGUUCUACGGCCACUACAAUUUCGAGCAGGAUCUGCGGGCGAGCAUCGAUAGUAUCUUGGAUGUGAUACCCAACAUGCCCAUUCUAGUGCUCCAGGAAGGCGGAUCAGACUACGCUUAUCCGCCGGUUGGUUACGAGCGGAAUUUGACCGCCGGAGAGGAGCACACCGUGAUGUUCCAGAGCCUGGCCUUCGACGUGCGACGCACGCGGCAGGAACUGAAUCCGCUGGCCGCCAUCCGCACCAAGUAUGCCCUCCUCAUGCCGGACAGUGUGCGCCUGAGUAGCAAGAACCUGUUGCAAAAGAUCCUGCGCGAGAUUAACUCCCUGGGAUUGCCAGGACAACCGAAGGAGCAACGUCCUCCCGUUCCGCCGGAGGAGAUGGUGCGCCGCAUGGUGCUGGUGCCAUUUGCAGGCAACCUCAAGUCCUUCAGCAGCUGCGUCAGAAUGACCAUGGAUCUGCCCAAUUGGACGCUGGAACUGGUGGCCACCAACGACAGUCGGCGGUGUGAUUUAUUCCUUCAGAAGCACGCCAUCCUGCUAGAUGUGGCCGCUCUGGGCUCCAUGCCCGAGCCCUUCACUCUGCCCUUUCCGGAGAUGCUCUAUAUGCAGGCCAAGAUUGCCAAUCUGUCGACCACGGUGUUCCCCCAAGCGUUUCAAGAGGGAAGACGGCUGUUCGCCUCCUUUCACACCAAGCAGCGGAGGAUGGAGUUGCGGCGCCGGCAGUUCCGGGAGAUGUACAAAAAGCUACAGAUCAAGCGGAUCGUGCGACGGGCGUACAGGGUUCCCGGCAAGGCGCAAGCGAGAGAUGUGUGGGGCCAGGGUCAUGGCCUGGUACUAGAUGGCCAGUUCUCCUCCUCCAAUACCUCGCUGCCCCUGAUCACCGACAUCGAUCUGUUCGGCUGCGAACGGACCACCAAGUCCUGCAUCGGAACUGUGUACGGCGGAAGGCCGUUUUACUCUUACCUGGACAAACACACCCCACCUUGCUGUCUGGACAAGCUGCGGACAACGUUUAACCACGUUCUGGAGGAGUUCGAGAACGUGGGCAUCCGCUACUGGCUGGACAAUCGGGCGCUCCAGAGCGCCAUUGAGACGAAUCACCUAUCGCCGGACGCCUACGAUAUUGACAUUAGCUUCAAUGUUCAGGACCUAGAGAGAUCCAAUGCGAUGAAAAAGUCACAGAGCAAGCCGUAUGUGGAUAACGAGGGCUUCUACUGGAUCAAGGCCACUGAUGGCCACUACUUUCGCGUGCAGUUCUCCAAGCCCAACCAGGUGGGCGUCAAUCUGCUGCCCUACGAGAUCAGUGGAACGGAGGCUCGGGCCAAUGGGUUCUUUGGCUGGAAGGCGACUACCUUCUCGGCCGAUUUUCUGCAUCCCAUGUCCACGGUUCUGUUUUUGGGCAAGAGCGUCAUGUGCCCGAACAAUGUUCUCGAAUAUCUGGAGGCAAAGCACAUCAGAGUCAAGUCAGCUGAUCUGGAUGCGGAGGAGGAAUAAGCUGGACUGGACUAGAACCAAAGGCUAUAUAACGAAUAAGAUGCGUAACGCCAUAACUUUUCACAAAUAAUUUUAGAUCAUUCAAACUAGUUCUGUUUUUAGAUCUAUUUGUAUGCCCGUUAUGCAUCUUAUUCAUUAUUCAGUCUUUACUCUAACGAUGCAUAAACCUGUAAAGAAACCGUGAAAAGCUGAAAAUUAGAUGUAUUGUUUCCGAUAAUCUAUUACCAGAUUAUUAUCUGUGUUGAUAUCCGAAAGUGUUUUAAUCCAAUCAAAGCCCAAAGAAGACUAUCUUCGGGCCUUUGUGAUUGAAGAUCUCUCAGUCCAGCAAUUGUUUUGUUCAACGCCAGACCUUAAGACGGAUUUGACUACUGUUUAAUUAAAUUUGUAUUUGAUUUUCCUAGCGCAGAUAUAUAAUAUUAUACAAUUUUGUGAUCUUUUACAUUGCUUCUAAGUUCCUUAAGUUGGUUGACCUCAACCGCACGUUGAUAGCAAAUUUUUUUAGAUUUAUAGGAGCAUAACAUUAACAUAAGACGGAUGAACUACGAUUCUUUUAGAACCAGCAGAUCUAUAUGUGUAAAAUAUAAUACAUACAAUCAGA